GCGGGCUAUAAAAGUGUCCCGCCGCGGCACAUGCACACUUCGGGGAAACUUCCUGCCGGAGUGCCGGCCGCCAUGGGAGGCGCGCCCGCUCCCGCCUGCCCCGCUCCGCCCUAGGGCGGGCAGUCCCGCGGCGCAGGGCGGCCGCCGCCGAGACCCCCGCCCCGACCUGAGCUGCCCCCGCCGGACGCAGCGCGGGCGGGUCCCGCCGGUACCCGGUAGUGCCCUGGGAGGUUCGGCGGCAGGAUGAGAGUGAACGAGAGCGAGCUGAACAGCUCCGUCCUCCCGCGGGACCCGCCGGCCGAGGGCGCCCCGCGCCGCCAGCCCUGGGUGACCUCCACUUUGGCCGCCAUCCUCAUCUUCACCAUCGCGGUGGACCUGCUGGGCAACCUCUUGGUCAUCCUGUCCGUGUACCGCAACAAGAAGCUGCGAAACGCGGGAAAUGUGUUUGUUGUAAGCCUGGCAGUUGCAGACUUGAUAGUAGCUAUCUACCCUUAUCCACUGGUCCUCACAUCUGUGUUUCACAACGGAUGGAAACUGGGAUACCUACACUGCCAGAUUAGUGGCUUCUUGAUGGGCCUAAGUGUCAUUGGAUCAAUCUUCAAUAUUACAGGCAUCGCUAUCAAUCGGUACUGCUAUAUCUGCCACAGCCUCAAAUAUGACAAGCUGUACAGCGACAGGAAUUCACUGUGCUAUAUUGUCCUCAUUUGGGUCCUGACAUUUGUCGCUAUCGUGCCCAAUCUGUUUGUGGGAUCACUGCAGUACGACCCCAGGAUUUACUCCUGUACAUUUGCACAGUCUGUGAGCCCAGCAUAUACUAUAGCAGUUGUGUUUUUCCAUUUCCUGCUCCCCAUAGCCGUGGUUACUUUCUGUUACUUGCGAAUAUGGAUCCUCGUUAUCCAGGUAAGGCGAAGGGUUAAACCGGAUAACAACCCGAGGCUGAAACCACAUGACUUCAGAAACUUUGUAACCAUGUUUGUAGUAUUUGUACUGUUUGCAGUCUGCUGGGCUCCCUUGAACUUUAUAGGCAUUGCAGUGGCUGUCAACCCAAAAACUGUAAUCCCUAGGAUUCCAGAGUGGUUGUUUGUGUCUAGUUAUUACAUGGCAUAUUUCAACAGCUGCCUUAAUGCUAUAGUAUAUGGACUCCUGAACCAGAACUUCAGAAGAGAAUACAAGAGAAUUAUUGUCAGUUUUUGUACAGCAAAAGUUUUUUUCCAGGAUAGUUCUAAUGAUGCUGGAGACAGAAUGAGGAGCAAACCUUCUCCACUGAUAACAAACAACAAUCAAGUGAAGGUGGACUCUGUCUGAAAAUGGGAAUCUUACUAUUAUCACUCAACAGCAUCCAAAAAAAAAGUGUCCAUUUUAUUAGACCUCCUGUUAAAUGUCAUAGUGAAAUAUACCUUCUACACAGAAAGCACUUUGAUCAAAUCCCUCGCAUGAUGUUUGGAAGCUUGUUACAGAGCCUUGACAUAUAGAUCCUAUUAUACAAUGGUAUAUCCAUUGUAUAAUGACAUAGUGAUAUCGUUGAAGGAAUAAAAAGGUAUGAAUGACUACUUUUUUUUCUUAGAUAGAGAUAAGCACCUAGAAAGAGAUUGAAUCAGAAGUAUCCAUAUUGCCUGGUUCAAUAAAACAAAUCAUAAAACUAUUCCUGUCACUUUCCACAUGCUCUUUCUGUCCAUGUUACAGUCCUGAUUCUAAAAUCUCUGAAAACUUCUUAAAAAAAAGAAAGAAAUCAGACCUUUAUGAAAUAUAUUACAAGAUGUGAAGUCAAAAAUCAAGGUAACUGAAAAUUCAUUAGGCUUUUUAAAAAAAGUACCUCUAUCUAUAUUUCUUUGCUACUAACACAAAUAUAAUUUUUUGGAUAUUAAACCUCACCAGCCUUCCUAGAGAUGGCAUUCUCAAUUGACUUUUCAAUUUUAAAAUAGCUUUUAGCAGGAGAAACAAGCCUGAAUGAUUAUCUUCAAAGCUCCAAGGGCAGGAGGAUAAACAGCAAGGAAGGAAAAGAGCCAUGAUUCAUCAGCGCAAGCCAUUUCAACAUAAAAAAGAGGUGUAGGAGGGUUGGGAAGAGAAAUUUAAAUUGCCAUUAUUUCUGAAGAGACGGUAACUCAUGAAAUCAGGAAGAGUCCCAGAGGAGUUUCUGGGGAAACACCUUCUAGAAACAUAAGUGAGGAAGAACUGUUUUAUCUCACUUGUAUACAAGGCAGAAGUUCUAAAUCUCUGUGAGAAAAAGAUUAAUGUGUUUAAUAGGAGUGAUAGUUGAGUAUGACAGUUUUGUCUGGUUAGUGGAAUCUUAAACCCAUGAAACACUGGAAAAUAAGACAUGUAUACAGAAUGAGUAUUUAACAUCUUUCUGAACUGAUCCCCUGAGAAUAACUUGAGGCUAGCAGUUAUUUUUUAAUCUGUCACAGAUAAAAUUUUCAAAUUAAAAAUUAGGUGUUUACCACAGUUAUGAACAUAGUGUAAUAGCCUAGAAAUUAGACACCUUUAAAUAACAGAAAAGAGAAGAUACUACUUAUAACAGUGGUACAAAGAGGAACAUGUGAUUCUCAGGACUUUCCACAGACAGCAGGGACCUCUUCAGUAAGGGGAAGUACAGUGUGAAGUGAGGAAAAAUAGCAAGACAGGCUGUCUCCUGCAACAAUGAAUCUCUCUUUAUAAUGAAGUCCUCUGGCAGAGAAAAGUAAUUCACAACAAUAGGAUUCACCUUCAAAUUGACCUUAAAAAGAAAGAGCAUUUAGUUCCAGAAAGAAACUCCAACUGUCAUACCUUUUAAUGCUCAAUUGUUUAUACCUACAGUGAUUUCUAAGUACACUUGGGCUUUUCCAAGCCAAUUCCAACAAUGUCAGUGGGACAAAGAGCUUCUGAAUAGCUAUCAGACUUUUGUUAAUCUAUGUUAACAUUUUACUUACACUGCUAUUUUAAAAUAUUAUUUACUUAACUGGAGAUUUUCGUUCAGAAAACAACUGUCAUUCUGUCAUAGAGCUCCUUAAGCUGCAUUUAAACCUAACAGCAUUCCAUCUUUCUUGGAUCAUAGAUUAGUAUACCCUUGGUUUACUAAUGAACUAAAGGGAAUCAAUUCAUAUUUGCUUGAAAGCCCCACUGACACUUCAUCAUCUGACCAGUUUCUUCCCUUAAAAACAGGUGCCUCAUGUCAAGUUAUCAACAGAACUAAAUAAACAACAUUGUAAAACCUUGGAUAUGAACUGGCAAGUCAAUGCAUUGCUGAGGUGCUUGACUCAUCUUUGUUUACAUUUUCCAGUCAGAACCACUGUGUAAAUAACCAGCUCUCUUCUAUUCUGGUAUCAUCAUAUGAUAUGAUACAACAUGAUUUACAGCAUAAAGUAUAUCACAGCUUUCUUCACUGUGAUUUCAUCCUUGGAGGAUGCUUAGCUCUGUAAUUUUAUUGCUUUGCGUGUAGUGAUUUUAGAAUAGCAAGGGAGGCAUGACCACCUUACAAGUAAAUGAGUUUUUAAUGCAAGAAAAAUACUAUUUAAGUUCUUACAAAAAUUGCCUUAUUAAAGCAUAUUUUCAAUGAAAAUAAUGUCUUAUUAUAUAUCUAUGAGAGUAGCAUAAAAACAGUUAAAGUAGCUUAAUUAUUACUAAGUUUAGAAUUCUCAAAGACCUUUCACUUUCCAUUUCCUACAGAAAAUGUACAUCUGUACCAUGUCUACAUAUUUAUGAGCUGGUUCAAGAUAUUGUAUCCAAUAUGUGGGUUAUCUGAGGAAUUAAGGUCCCCUGUAAUUCGCAAGUGCUAAAAUAUAUUUUUGAUGACAAUGAAAAUGGUUUCCUAUAUACAACAGAACAUAUUAUACCAAAGGUAUAUAUUUUAUUGAAUAGGCCUGUAAUAAAAAUGGAGAGCAUUUUUCAGAUCUGUAUUUUGAAAUAUUUGUAUUAAAUCUAAAUCACAGAAAUGUGCA
Messenger RNA from Zonotrichia leucophrys gambelii, 3914 nucleotides. It is a transcript of the gene MTNR1A, whose product is annotated as melatonin receptor 1A. The record is from RefSeq and is a predicted model, not a curated record. Gene Ontology annotation, biological process: G protein-coupled receptor signaling pathway. Lineage: Eukaryota; Metazoa; Chordata; Aves; Passeriformes; Passerellidae. The transcript is spliced from 2 exons. Gene Ontology annotation, cellular component: plasma membrane. Gene Ontology annotation, molecular function: melatonin receptor activity. Bases 244 to 1305 code for a protein of 353 amino acids.